This is a messenger RNA of Pan troglodytes (chimpanzee), 1416 nucleotides long. RefSeq lists its product as uncharacterized. The record is from RefSeq and is a predicted model, not a curated record. NCBI's taxonomy places the organism in Eukaryota, Metazoa, Chordata, Mammalia, Primates, Hominidae.
GGAGAGGGUCCUAAAUGUGGGAGCAGGGAUGGGAAGUGGGCUAACAGGGAGAGGGUCCCAAAGGUGGAAGCAGGGAUGGGAAGUGGGCUAACAGGGAGAGGGUGCCCAAAGACCUCACAGCAGAUGGUUCCUGGAGUGAGGCCUGGUGCCCAGGCAGAGAUUGUCCCAGGAUGGCGCCGUCAGCCCGGGGUCAGGGUGGCCGUUUGGGGGCUGCUGGCAGCUUUGUGCUCCUGUCUGCAGAUGCUGUCAGAGAUGGAUUGGGGACAAUCCUGCGGGGAGGUGCUGAGUGGGGGAGCUACGACAACUGGCCCCACACCAGGUGGGUGCAUCAGAGGCAGCUGUGAUAAAUGGAGGGGCGAUAAAUAUAUUUACAACUGGGCAGUGUCCAAGGCCAUGAGAUUUAUGUUCCUCUGGUCUUGGUGGCCUCCUGCGUCCCUGAGGGCUCUGGAGGGAGCCUGGCCGGCCUCAUCAGUUUUCUGUGCUGCGUCUUCCAGGAAAAGCUGGGGGCCGCUGAGCCCAGGCCACCAACGGGAGCUGUGGACCCAGCCUGACCCCUGGACCGAGGUGCUUUCAGGGCACAAGGGGAAUGCGGGAGCCUGUGGCUGCUGUUGCUUCUGCUCUCAGUUCAUAAACGCACGCUGUGCACAUCCCCUGUGCUUGGCAAGGGGCCUGGAUAGAAGGGCCAGUGAGGAGACGCCCAUCCUCCAGGCACUGUGCCUCCUCCCAAAGGCCAGCAGCCCUGAGCAUCACUGUGCCCUCCCCACAAAGGCCAGCACCCCGAGCAUCACUGUGCCCUCCCCACAAAGGUCAGCACCCCGAGCAUCACUGUGCCCUCCCCACAAAGGUCAGCACCCCGAGCAUCACUGUGCCCUCCCCACAAAGGUCAGCACCCCGAGCAUCACUGUGCCCUCCCCACAAAGGUCAGCACCCCGAGCAUCACUGUGCCCUCCCCACAAAGGUCAGCACCCCGAGCAUCACUGUGCCCUCCCUACACAGGUCAGCACCCCGAGCAUCACUGUGCCCUCCCCACAAAGGUCAGCACCCCGAGCAUCACUGUGCCCUCCCCACAAAGGUCAGCACCCCGAGCAUCACUGUGCCCUCCACAAAGGUCAGCACCCCGAGCAUCACUGUGCCCUCCCCACACAGGUCAGCACCCCGAGCAUCACUGUGCCCUCCCCACAAAGGUCAGCACCCCGAGCAUCACUGUGCCCUCCCCACAAAGGUCAGCACCCCGAGCAUCACUGUGCCUCCCUCCCAAAGGUCAGCAGCCCCGAGCAGGGCCCUGGGGAGAGGCCAGGAGAGUGGAGGAUGGGAGGGAGAGUCGGAAGCGAGGGGCCCGGACUUGAGUAGGGUCUGGGUGGCACUUGAGGGUUUCUGCGAGAUGGACUCAUGGGCGGGAGAGCGGCAUCCCCAGGC